Molecule: messenger RNA, 1631 nt
Organism: Ectocarpus sp. CCAP 1310/34
Lineage: Eukaryota; Phaeophyceae; Ectocarpales; Ectocarpaceae
Source: the annotation of a GenBank genome assembly
CGUCGCGGGCCACGCAGCCAAUAUGCGUCCCAGUUUCUGCUGUUUCGUGUCGGUCAUAGUAAUCGUGAGUUGCUGAGUGUCCAAUGUCCAACCCAACACAUCCAAACGACGAAAUCGGUGAUCUUUCCUUGCGACAACAACGGGCGGUCUGCUGGGCCCCUCUCUCCCAGCAGACGAAAGUGAUCCGUAGCGAGAGAACGCACCGCGCGCAAACAUCGGCGACCAUCAGCGAAAAAUCUCCCUUCAAUCAACACGCCAUCAUCAACGUAGUAUCGCACGAAAAACGGAGAACCAGCAAACGCCCCGUCGCCCACAAUAGUCUGGCAAUCAACAGGUAACGGCACCGCUGUACUUUCGUCUGGUGGGGACACCACUUGAACAUACUGCACAGCCGCAGCCCCGGCGGGAGAGACGGACGCGUCUUGAAAUGUAGUGUGUGUGUGUGAGUGUUCCAAAGCGGACGAGAACAAGGACCAAAACCCUGGGCUCGACCGCCAUCCAAAUUGACACCGUAGGUCAACAACCGCGUGAUCUCCGAUCGUGUACCCAUAAACCGAUGCCCGAGACGGAUCCACGGGGAUUUGCCGGAAGGCCUCUUUCACAUCAAUGCGGCAGAUCAGAAUUUCCAACGACACCCCGUGUACUUGUCGCAAAUACAGCACCCGCUUUAGAAUGUCGCUCAACACAUGACCGAGAGGCAUUCAGGUGCUUGAUCAAAGUCUGUAUCGUGGUUUACGCUCGUACGGAUGGGCACGCCAGAGGUGAAAGUGAGAUCGUGAAUAAUUCUGAACUUCGGUUCGUCGAUGACACUUGACAAAUCUCGGCGCUUGACGUGCUCAAACCUGCAUUUGCCGCCGAAAGAGCACGUGCCAGAGUCGGGGAACUGGAAACACUCCCUUGAGACACGCUUCCGUGACGAUGAAUCACCCCGAUCCAGUUGGCCCGCCUUACGCUUGCCGCUCCCGCCCCGCGACUCUCCUGUUCCGGGGAGGGAUCCUCCGUCACUCAGGACCAGCCGGAAUUCACCCCCCGUUCACAGAAGUUGUUGAUGUUGGGGAACUCGGGCACCGGCGGCAAGGUGUGGCCGUCGAACGCAUCUGGCGGAUAAUGCAUCUUCGUGAAGGGGUACAUCCAGGUGAUGAUCGCCGUUGUCCACAGUUUGAAAUCCUCGUUCGGCAACCUUGGCAGUGCCGCCCGCUGGUACUCGUCCGGAAACACAUCACUAUUCCGCACGAGAGUAUUCCGAAACCUGGAGCGUGCGUCCGCCAUGGCUGUGGCUAUGGGUUCCAACCGCCGCAACGAUUGCACACCACCCGCGGUCGUGGACGAAUCUAGACCAAACUUCAACAGUCGCCUCACCGCCUCACACACGUCGAAGUUGUCUGCAAUAGGCGACGUGCGGGCAACCCCCACGGGCCGGAAGCACUUGACGUCGAAAGACGAGAACGCACGCAUCUGGGCGAGGACGUCGCCCGUGACGUGAAAGAUAUCGCCCAUCAAACCCUGCAGGUGCUCCUUCUGUGGCCCGGACUCCGGCUCCCGCUGCCCCCGAAGUACCCAGAGUGUCUGAUUAUAUUUGGCCUGCCAAAUGGUGGCCUCCCUCCUCGCCUCCUCUUUGGCGUUGGACCUCG